UUUUCAGUGACAAUGACAAAUAUUGGAGAAAAAGUUGUGUGCCUGGUUGCUUACCACAUAUUUUUCAUGCUGUUCGUCUGGUCAUAUUGGAAAACAAUCUUUACGCUACCAAUGAAUCCUUCAAAAGAAUUUCAUCUAUCAUACUCAGACAAGGAAUCCCUAGAGAGAGAGCCUAGAGGUGAAUCCCAGCAAGAAGUCUUAAGACGGGCAGCCAAGGAUCUUCCUAUCUAUACACGGACAAUGUCUGGAGCAAUCAGAUACUGUGACAGAUGCCAUCUUGUAAAACCAGAUCGUUGCCAUCACUGUUCUGUAUGCGACAAAUGCAUUUUGAAAAUGGAUCAUCACUGCCCUUGGGUGAACAACUGUGUAGGAUUCUCCAAUUACAAAUUUUUUCUUCUCUUCUUGGCUUACUCUCUACUGUAUUGCCUUUUCAUUGCUGCAACGGAUUUACAGUAUUUUAUCAAGUUUUGGACAAACGGCCUUCCUGACACUCAAGCGAAGUUCCACAUCAUGUUUUUAUUCUUUGCUGCUGCUAUGUUUUCUGUCAGUCUGUCUUCUCUCUUUGGGUAUCAUUGUUGGCUUGUCAGCAAGAACAAGUCUACAUUAGAGGUAUUCAGAGCUCCCAUAUUCCGUCACAGAACAGACAAGAAUGGCUUUAGCUUGGGCUUCAGCAAAAACCUAAGGCAGGUGUUUGGUGAUGAGAAGAAGUACUGGUUGCUGCCUGUGUUUUCAAGUCUAGGGGAUGGUUGCUCCUUCCCAACUUGCCUUGUUAAUCAGGAUCCUGAACAAGCUUCCACUCCUGGUGGUCUUAAUUCAACAUCCAAAAAUGAGAACCACCUGUUUCCUGCAAAGCCGUUGCGCGAUUCCCAGAGCCACCUUCUUACGGAUACACUGUCUUGGUCAGAAACUAGUGGAAAGACUGAAAAGGGCAAAGUGGGUAUGAGCAAUCCUGCAUUAACCAUGGAAAAUGAAACCUAGUUUCCCUUAAAAGAAACAUCUGAAUAUAUAAGGAAAGUUCAAGAAAAAGCUGUCGUUGGAAGGAAGAUGCAUUCUUCCAAAUAUCAGCCCUGUUGGCCAGCUGCUCCUGUCUGCUCCUCUGUGGAUGUGCUCAGAAAACAAACUGACAGAUGAUUAGCUGUCUCCAUGUCACUGCUUGAAACACGAAACUAAACAUACUACUUCUGAACCAUAUAAAGAAUGUUUCAACUUAAAAUUACGGGGUUUGAAUGGUGAAGGAUGAUUCUGAGUAUUAGGAAAUGAAAAAAAAAAAAAAGGAGUCAAUUCAAUGGCUGGUUUUAUUUCUAUAUUCAGCACAAGAAGAAUGUCACCUCCUUACCUAUCAGUCAGUGUUCUUGCCUUGGUUUUGAAAAUUCACCUGUUAAUUCAAAUUGCUCUAAGUAGUUGAUUUUAAAAUCAAAUUUUUGCGCUACUGGCUUUGCGAAUUGGGAGAACAGCCAGUGUUGAGUACAAGUAACGUAGUGGCUUGGUGGACUGUAUUUUCUUUUGAGCGCUUGAUGAGCCAUUUGGGAAGAUAAGGAAACCCAAGUGAAGUGUCUGGCUAUUUUUGGAACAUUUUUUGAAAACAUUACGGCAAAGGCAUUGUUUUCCCUCAGACAUGCACUACCAAUAGUUUAAAAAGUCGUGGAGGGGGGUAAAAAACUCCUUUGUUAAUGGAAUGCUACGGUGGGUCACUGGUAAGUGGAGGGAUAAAAGGCCUGCAUUCAGAUGGAUGAUACAUAAAUGAAGCUGGCCAGCCAGGGAUUUUGAUGGGACCUGCACAGGACAGUGCUAUGAAAUGGGGAUUUUAUUGUUCUAUUUGGAGCCAUUAUCCCCUCUGGGAAAUGAAUGCCAGCACUUAACUUUGAUCCAAAAGGCUUUCCACCAACCUGUGUUCCUGAGGGCCACAGUCUUUCAAAAUCCUAGUUUCUUAUUAAUCAAGAGUUGUCUCCUAUUUCUUUUUUCACUUGUUCUUUAAGACACUGCCUUUAUUACUGCAUAACUUAAUGAAUAUAAUGUACAAUCAAGGAGACUUACUGUUAUAACUUCUGAUAUUUGCAUUUACAGGACAACAGACGUUUGCAAUACCAAAAAGCCAAGCUGCUGCACGUAGGAAACCCCCCUCAGUUAAGUUAGGAGUCAGCAGCUUCCUUAGGAUCAGAGUUUACCGGCCAGAUAAUAAAAGAUGCAUUAUCAACUUUCAAAGUCAAGGAAGUCUCAGCAACACAAAUCUAAUUGUCUUGUGCCUUUUGUAUACACCACAUUUAUGGUAUCAGUGUUUACAUUUAAAUGCAAAUUGUUAUUCUGAAAACAACUUUAGGAGGAACUUAGUUAUGCUUUCUAGGUGGCUAAAUAAAGAGAGUAGUCCAAAAAAAAAAAAAAGUGAAAACCUCUCAGAAUAAGCUGAGUUCAGUUGAAGCAGAAAAGUACUUCUGUUAUCAAACCUGAGUCACUUAGCAGGUUGGUUCACAAUGCAAAGAUGCCAGUUAUUUAUUUAGAAAACUGGCAGCAGGACUAAGCGACAGACUUCUGAAAGCAAAAAUCUUAUAAUUAAUUCUUCUACAGGCAGGUAACUUUAAAAUUUGUCUUCAGUUUAGAACUUAAGUGUAGCUGUUGGAGCACAAAUGUGGCUUUUUUUCUAGUGAGGGAAAAUGUAUUUACUUUACUUUUUUUCUUUUCAUCCUCAAAAUUUUACCAGCCUGAAAACAUGUUUCUUGCCAGAAGUGCCGGAGUAUGGAUCCCUUGAUGUAGAAAACCUUUUUUAAACUAGCAUGAAGGUAGCAUACAGUUUACAUGAUGCCUGCAAACAUCUAGCAACCAAAAGUUUUUUGCAGCUAUUUAUUCAGUGUUGUUCUGUCAGCUUACCUUGUGUUGGUGUUUGUUUAAAGGCUAACUUGUCAAGGGAGAAGGGGGAGAGGGAAAAUAUAUUUUUUAACACUUCAGGUUCUCUAUCUGUAUAGCCUUGGGUUUUUUUACACAGUUCGUCACAGGGUGGUUUGUCAUGGAGCAUGCAUUUGAAAAUACUGAGUAAAAAGUUGAAAUUCAGCUUCAGUGUAAGUUGCUCCAUAUGUUUACGUACAAAGUACAGGUUUCUUCCCUAGCAAAACUUGUAAUGGAAGUGGAGCUCUUUCUCACAGACGUCGGCCUCCCUGACGCUGUCCAGGGCUCUGAGAGCUCUCAGUAAGGCUGGCGGUCAAUGUAGAGAAACGGCAGGGAUAAGGGAUCAGGAAAUGCCUGGCUUCUCCAUGUCUCAGGAGUCACACUUUGGAAACCACAAUAGCCCUAGAUAAUCUGCAGCUUUGAUGGGGCCAGAGGCUGUCCCUCUAGCAGAAAACUGAUGGAGGUGUGGGAAAUGCAUGCUGAUGAAGGGAGGAGAUGGGGAACAAGACAUGCGGGUAGCUCAGAGGUAAAAAUGGUUAGCAGAUCUGAGCCAGAGGGCUCCAGCUACACCUGCUCCCAGGAUGGAUAAUGAGCUCUGCCUCUGUGAAGAGCACCGUCAGCAAGCUUUUGAGGGCUCCUGGCCAUCCCCCCUGUAUAGAGUAUGGACAAAAGUGAGCUAAUCAUGCUCCAAAGUAGUAUUUCUGAUAUGACUAUAUUCUUGGCUUUAAGCUCUCUAAUGCUUUAUAUAGCGAAGUGAAAAAUGGUCUUUUUGACAUACUAUCAUUGAGCAUUGAUGCUGUUACAGUGUACACGGGAGAACUUGUGAAGAGGUGAGGGGAGCAAGGAUGCGAUGGUGUUUGUCCGCUCACACUGAUUCUCCUGUUCUUUAUAUUCUUGCUAGGCACUUUACUACAGCCUUUUGUGUAAUUUCUGUAUUUUUUUUUAAAGACUGCUUUUUACCUACUGUACAGUUACUAAUCUACUUUUUUUGCUAAAAAGAAAAUAAUAGCCCUAAUAUUUGUCUAGCAGUAUGACUGCAUUUCAAGCUUCACUGGAAGCUGGAUGAGUUCUAGACUCCUCAGAUGGGCCUGAGUCCCUAAUGGCAACAGAGUUAAAUUUAUUUUGUAUAUAUGUAAACAAUCAUAUGAACCAUAGCCCCCCCCAUGCCUAAGAAGCUUCCUUAAUUUGUAGGUUAGAACAAAUUCAGUCCAUGUCUGCACCAGAAGUGGUCCACACCUAUUCUCUGUCAGUUGAUGUGCUGGUGAUGGAGCGCUCAAUGUCUUCACUGAGAACUAUUUUUGUUGUGAAAACUAAGAGGUAGAUGGUGGUGAGCUCCUCUCACUGAGCAAUUAGGCACAGCUGCUGCUAUGCACUUUGAUUCUUUAACUUGAGAGAAAAAUACCAACUGUCCAGUUUAAGAAGUUGCAGAUUGAAAGCUCUUUAGUAGCCUACAGCUGUGGGCAGGUAAUUAAUGAAACACUGGUAAUUACAUUUAACUGUUUGUGUACUUAAAAUCAGGGUCUUCAAGCAAGACUUCAGAAAGGUUGCAGGAAGCAAGUAGGGUUUAGUGCGUGGUUAUGCUGUAGCUGUUUGGCAUCACUUGGACUGAGAGUUUGUGCCCCGAUUCCAGUGACAGGUGUGCUGGAGGAAUAUAUUUCUACAUAAAUUUAGUGUAUAACUUUGCCACUUGUUAAUGUAUUGCUCACAUAAAUAAAUGCUUCAUGUUCAGCAAGGCGCAUACGCAGUAGUCAUUGACACACAACCUUCUGUUUUACUGACAGCGGGCCUGAACAUCCCUUCUCAUCCAAAACAAGAAGAUUAAAAAAAGAAGGUGCUGCUAUGCUGUAUGGGUGGUGGGGUGGCCUUGUUGCCACUUCACUUGCAGCUAUCACUUGUUCAUCAGUGACCUGGGAAGAGGACAGGAAAAGCAGGAGCCUUCUGGGGUGAAAUUCUGAGCAAGCGGCAUCUGACGUAAUCCAAGGAAAGCCUACUUUCCUUCAGCAGUUCUUCAAUUUUUCCCUUUUUUAAAUUUUUGAUCAUCAUUCUUCUCUGUCCUCCCUUCCCACACAAGUCCAGAUUGAAAAGUCUUCCCUUUGAAACGUACUAUUGAGAUCUACAUCCUCUUCAUCCCUCUCCCUGCUAAGGUUUAUUCUAGAUAGAUAAUGCCUUCAUUUCUCCCAAGUUUUCCUAGAGGUGCCCAUCACUGAAAUGCAGGAACUUAGGUCAUCCUGAAAUCUGUGUAGCUUCCAGUAUUUGGGGCACUGCUGACAUGCUUCAGCCUACAUCACCGAAAUCUUCUCAAGCAGAUGGGCCCAACCGUGUGACUGCAGCAGUUGGAAAAGCGUGCUGAGAGCCACGGCCCCUUUCCCACCUCCCGCAUGCUCACAGUUUAACUGAUUGGCAUAACUGGAACAGACCCAACACUUCCCAACAGUCACUGUUUUAUGAAGUCAUUUUCCUUUUUUUCCCUCUCCUGAAAACACAGUAAUUCUCAGUUCACCUAAGAAGGAACCCUGGUUAUGAAGACAAAACACAAUGUAUACAAACUGUGUGUUACAGCCGGAGCAAUGGGAACCUAUUUCCAGUUACUUCUUGUAUCAGAGAUUGAACUGGCCAGCAGUUCAAACAGCUAUAACACAGAAAAUCAGUAGGUUAGCGAUGAUACAUUGCACAGUAGCAAUUAACCUUCAUGUAAACGACCCCCAUAGGUAUCACAGACACACACCAGAGCAAGCAGAGGGACAAGAGUGAAGCAAAACAGAGAGCUUGCAAAGCUUAGCUAUUAUAUGAUAAAAGGCAAAUAAAAGAUACUGCCAACUGCAACCACGGCUCUGAUGUGCUACCCUAUAAAAGAUAAAGCAUGUUCUCUGUAAUGCAGCUCAAAAAGCUCAGCUGUUGCCAAUUUCUACCCGAUGCACAGAGAAGGGGAGGCUUC
This is a messenger RNA of Egretta garzetta (little egret), 5812 nucleotides long. RefSeq names its product zinc finger DHHC-type palmitoyltransferase 2 (gene ZDHHC2). The transcript has 12 exons. NCBI's taxonomy places the organism in Eukaryota, Metazoa, Chordata, Aves, Pelecaniformes, Ardeidae. Gene Ontology annotation, biological process: protein targeting to membrane; peptidyl-L-cysteine S-palmitoylation. Gene Ontology annotation, cellular component: Golgi apparatus; endoplasmic reticulum. The coding region runs from base 13 to 978 and encodes 321 amino acids. The record is from RefSeq and is a predicted model, not a curated record. Gene Ontology annotation, molecular function: protein-cysteine S-palmitoyltransferase activity.